Molecule: messenger RNA, 1508 nt
Organism: Aphidius gifuensis
Lineage: Eukaryota; Metazoa; Arthropoda; Insecta; Hymenoptera; Braconidae
Product: cilia- and flagella-associated protein 410
Exons: 10
Coding region: 272-1507 (411 amino acids)
Biological process (GO): cytoskeleton organization
Molecular function (GO): protein binding
Source: RefSeq, a predicted model, not a curated record
AGUCAACAGUGAGUCGUCAUGGCACACACUGUGUUAAAAUAAAUUAAUAAUUUAUUUAUUAUUAAUAUUAAUUAAUUUAUAAUAACUAUUUAUUGUUUAUUAAUUAUUUAUGGAUAUUGUUUCAUUCAAAAAAGUUUACAACAAUAAACUUGCAUCAUUAUAUUUUUAUUGUCUUCCAAUGUUUAGUUAAAUUAUUUAUUUAUCUUGUGUAUUAUUAAAAUUAAUUGUUAUUAUUAAUUGUGAUUAAUAUUAUUAUUAAAAAAAUUAUAAAAUGGUUAAAUUAACUGAAGAAAUGGUUGUUGCUAGAUCACGUUUGUCUGAUCUUACUGCAAUUAAAAAAUUAAAUUGUUGGGGAUCUGAACUUACUGAUGUAAGCAUACUGAGAGAAUUAAAAAAAGUCGAGGUACUCUCUUUGAGUGUUAAUAAUAUUGAUACAUUAGCUGAUUUUCAAUAUUGCCAAAAUUUAAAAGAUUUAUUUGUGAGAAAAAAUAAUAUCACUGAUUUAAAUGAAGUAUGUUAUCUACAAAAUUUACUUAAUUUGAGAAAUUUAUGGCUUGGAGAAAAUCCAUGUGCUGAUAGCGAAGGAUACCGUAUGGCUGUGAUCAGAGCUCUUCCAACUCUUGAAAAACUUGAUGAUAAAUUUGUAACAUCCGAUGAAAUCAAUACAGCUCUUUCAAGAGGUAAAAUUCUUAUCCAUCCACUUGAGAUGGAUGCCUCUCCACUACAAUCAGAUCAUGAAAUUGUAGAAUAUAAUGAAGAGUCUCAAUCAGAGCCAAACAGAAGAUACAGUUCAUCAAGUGACCAGAGAAGUUAUGAUGAUUCUCAACAUACCCAAGAUGAGUUUAAUAACACAGACCGAAAAAAUACAAAUUAUAAUGCUUUAUCACCUCAUCAAUAUUCAUCAAACAAUCAGUACAACAACUACGAGAAUGGACAAACAAAAGUUUUAAGAGAUGAAACACGAAACAAUGGAGAUAAUAUUUCUACUAACACUAUUGAUCCUUCCAAGGAUUAUGAUGAACGACCAGUUGUAUCAAGAAACAGUGGUGAUUAUGAUGACAGACGUGGAUAUGUAAAUUACGAAAAACAAAAUGAUAAUGUUAGUCAACGAUCACAAGUAUCAGCAUCACCAAGAUCAUCUUAUCAAACACUUGAAUAUACUGACGAUAGAAGAUCUGUUGAUAGAAAUAGCUAUGAUUUUGAUGAACGACGUCAAGCUGAUUAUGAUGAUAAUAUACAAGGUCAACAUCAUCAAGGACAACCAAGACGUUCUGCAUCUGGGCUUCAUCAAAAUAUCGAGAGGCAGGAAGAUGGAAGUAGAGAAACACAUGGAUGGGUUCGUCAUUCUGAAAAAGAUAAAUGUCGUUUUCAUUAUCAUCGAAGACCAGUUACCAGGAAUUCAAAUAUAUUAUCAGCUGUACUUUGUCUUGUCAAAGAAUUGGAUUAUCCAAGCUUAGAAGUUGUUGAAAUGGCUGUUCGUAAUAGAAUGGAUGAGCUAGAAGAAUGAU